AGUAAUACUGGCUUUAGAGAUGACACUGGCUUUUGGGAUAAUACUGGCUUUAGGGUAAUACUUGCUUUGGCUUUAGAGGUGAUACUUGUUUUGGUUUUAGAAGUAAUAUUAGUUUUGGCUUUAGAG
Racocetra persica is the source of this 126-nucleotide messenger RNA. NCBI's taxonomy places the organism in Eukaryota, Fungi, Glomeromycota, Glomeromycetes, Diversisporales, Gigasporaceae. The record is from the annotation of a GenBank genome assembly.